This is a messenger RNA of Brienomyrus brachyistius, 4785 nucleotides long. Its product is annotated as transcriptional regulator QRICH1-like. Bases 1355 to 3616 code for a protein of 753 amino acids. NCBI's taxonomy places the organism in Eukaryota, Metazoa, Chordata, Actinopteri, Osteoglossiformes, Mormyridae. The transcript has 12 exons. The record is from RefSeq and is a predicted model, not a curated record.
AUGCCGUUUUUGUUGUUGUCUGUUUUACAGUAUAAGUAGAUAGAUCAUUUGAGUUCUGACAGAAACUGUCUGAUGGGUAUUUUCCCAUUGAAUUAACUGACUUUGAACUUCAGAGCGUCUUAUUACCCUGCAUUAAGAAAUGGAAGAUGGUAAUCACAUACGUAAUAUGCAAGUCGAGGAUUCCGUUUUGUGUGGUAUUUAUCCACGCACAAUGUAAUUCAUUAUGGAGUCGAUUACCUGUAUAAUAGCCUUAAACUAUUAUUUAAUUACAGGUUGUUGUUGGGGGAGACGCCUCUGGCUUGAACCACGCGUAGUAAUGUGCGAGUGCUCAAUUUUGACUGGAAUGGCCUUUUCACUACAUGUUGUGUAAAGCACACCAGGUGAAAAGGCAGUCACGUUUUAUUAUUCAUACUCAAUGGGAGUGAGAUUGGUGUGUAUUUACCAUGUGCGUGUGGUUGCGUUUGACGGCCUCUUUAGUGCGUUUUGCAGUCUUUGUUUCGCGUCCAUUACCUGCGCUUGUCUACAAGGCUGCAACGGGGAGGCGCAUUGCUCUCCCCCUCCUCUUUUUAAAUGCUUCUCGCGCACGGAAGCUGGACCGGAGUCCGAUAGGAGUGCGGCUCGGAGAACGCGCCCCGAUUCGAGACUUGUUCCCUCCACAACGGCCUCUGGGUAGCAGGAAAGCUCGGGGGCUGGCUCGAAGGUCCUUAUCGAGCAGGCCAGCUUUGUUACUUUCUCCGGCUACAUCUUUGACCGGAAAUGGCUUUUUGUUCUUUUUAUACGCAUGGUCUUCUCGCUUUUAGUGAUACGUUGUCAUUAUACGUAAUUAUUUUAGCCAAAAAAGACGUCGUGGCUGUGAGAUUUUGUUAAAUAGUUGAAUCCAGCGUCGGUUCGGAAUGAGGUAGGAAUGCGUUUUUCCCCGAUGAUACAGAGAUAAGCAAACGGAUCAAAUCACAUGACUGCGUUAUACAUCUAUGUACAGCUUACCAGUUAUGAUCUUUAUAAAUGCACAGAGACACAUGGAGAGACUCAUCGGUAACGCACUACUGUGUGGCGUUUUGUUGAAAUGUUUGACUGUUUUUGAACGCCUAGUUUUGGCGCAACGGGUUGUUUCGCUGAUAUUUAAGGUAGCUUGGGGAGAUGCGCACAUAAGAAGAUGGGCUGAAGACAAAAACGUAAUUUUCAGAAUUACGAUUGCGGCGAAUGCUUCAAAACAACAAUAAAUCGGGUAAAGCAGUAAAAAAGAAACAGACCUUCAGCAGGGAACAGCACAUUUUACAGAGGCCAAAAGAAGGAGCAGCAUUCCAGCUGUAAAAUUCUUCUAGAUCUCCCUCGGAGGAACGUGAGGAGCACCAUCAUGAACAACUCUGUGGACAACACAGUCUCAUUUGAGGAGUACGUGCGGCAGAAGGCCCGCAGCGUGCCACAGCACCGCAUGAAGGAGUUCCUGGAAUCGCUGGCCAGCAAAGGUCCAGAGGCACUGCAGGAGUUCCAGCAGGGUGGCACCACCAUGGUGUACCAGCAGGGGGCGAACUGCGUCUACACCGACAGCACAGAAGUGGCAGGGUCCCUGUUGGAGCUGGCCUGUCCUGUGCAGGUACAGGUCCAACAGUCUCCACAGCAACAACAGCCGCAGCAGCAACAGGCGCAGCAGGUGACAUCUGCACAGCUGUCCCCACAGCUGGCUGCUGCGGUGCAUCAGGCCUCAGAGCAGCAGAUACAAGUGCAGGUGCAAAUCCAGGGCCAGCAGCAGGCGCAGGCAGUGGGACAGGUACUCCAGGUGCCCAGCCCCACCCAGCAGCAGCUGGCCGGCUCCCAGCUGCAGACGGUAGCUGCCGGCCAGCUGGUGCAACAUGGUGAGAUCACAGAGGAGCAGCUGCAGCAGCACCAGCAGAUCCAGGCCCAGUUGGUGACUGUGGCCGGCGGACAGCAGAUCCAGAUUCAGACCGUGGGGCCGCUAUCACCCCAGCAGCAGCAGGGCUCCCCGCGGGAGGGGGAGCGACGCUCUGGGGCGGGGGGCGUCCUACAGCCCGCCAAAAAGCGGAAGGUGGACAUGCCCAUCACAGUGUCUUACGCCAUCCCCGGGCAGCAGCUGGCCACCGUGCUGGCCAUCCCACAGGGCCAGGGCCAGCAGCAGAGCUACCUGUCCCUGCGGCCCGACCUGCUGACAGUGGACAGCACCCACCUGUACAGUGCCACUGGCACCAUCACCAGCCCCACAGGCGAGACCUGGACUAUCCCCGUGUACUCAGCACCGGCGCGUGCCGACCUGCAGCAGCAGAGCAUCACGCACAUCGCCAUCCCGCAGGAAGCCUAUAGCACUGUCCAUGUGGCAGGCUCCCCUGCUGACGACAAGGACAAGAUGGUGGUGGCCGGCAAGCUGGCCAUCGGCACGGCACCGGGGGGGGGCCCUGUGACCACGACGACAGCCACUGCGCAGGAGGAGGUGGUCCAGACGCUGGCCAACACUCUGUUCCCGGCACAGUUCAUGAACGGGAACAUCCACAUUCCUGUUGCCGUGCAGACGGUGGCCGGGGCCUACCCCAGCGCGACGCAGUCCGUCCACAUCUGGGACCCCCAGCAGCAGGUGGUGCAGGCCCAGGGGGCGGCGGGACAGGAGCAGCAACAACUACAGACUCAGACGGUGCAGCUGGCCGAGGUGGAGACGCAGCCACAGGCCCCCCCUACAUUGCUCCUCCCCAACUCCCUGAAGCCCGAGGAGGGCUUGGAGGUGUGGCGCCUGUGGGCACAGAGCAAGAACGCAGACCUGGAGAAGGACGGGCAGAGCCGGCUGGCUCCCAUCGGCCGGCGGCAGCCUCUGCGCUUCCAGGAGGACCUGGUCUCCUGUGCCGUGGCCGAGCUCAACAUCGGCCUGUCGCUGAUGACCCAGGAGGCCCGGGGGCUGGAGGGCGAGCCUUUCGAUCCAGAUGUGCUCUACUACAUCUUCCUCUGUAUACAGAAGUACCUGUUUGAAAAUGGCCGGGUGGACGACAUCUUCUCGGACCAGUACUACCUACGUUUUUCCCAAUGGCUGCACCGUGUUCUGGAUGGCUGGAAACCAAGUGUACAUCCACUGGGUUACAUCAUCCCGAGUCAUGUGACGGAGGAGAUGCUGUGGGAGUGUAAACAGCUGGGUGCUCACUCGCCUGCCACUCUGCUCACCACGCUCAUGUUCUUCAACACUAAGUACUUCCAGCUGAAGACGGUGGAGCAGCACAUGAAGGUGGCAUUCUCCAAAGUUCUUCGGCACACCAAGAAGAACCCAUCGAACCCCAAGGACAAAAGCACGAGCAUCCGCUACCUGAAAGGGGUAGGGCUGCAUCACGUGGGCCAGAAAGUGACAGACGACAUGUACGCCGAGCAGGCAGAGCACCCGGAGAACCCACUGCGCUGCCCCAUCAAGCUGUACGACUUCUACCUCUUCAAGUGUCCCCAGAGUGUAAAGGGCCGCAACGACACCUUUUACCUAACACCUGAACCAGUGGUGGCACCCAACAGUCCCAUAUGGUACUCUACCCAGCCAAUCACGCGGGAGCAACUGGAGCACAUGCUCACGCGCAUUCUCAUGGUGCGAGAGAUCCAGGAAGUCGUCGCCCUGACAUCAGUAAACAUUCACUAAAGCAGGAGGGUGAAGCAGCCCCAGCCAAAUCCGGGGAUGACGUGGACCGUGCGCUGCCUCUUUCGUUCUCCCUCUUGGUUAAUCACCGCCCUCGUUCCUGCUCUCCUCCUCAUCCUGCGCGUGAGACGCAGUUGGCGGCUGAGCGCCUGACCCCAGGUUCUGCAAGUCGGCUCUUCUUCCAGAGAUGCACAGUCGCCUGUGUCAUUCGUCACUUCUUCUUUUUUUUUAUAAUGUAAUUUUUUUUAUGCAUAAAAGCAUAUUUUUGAUUAUUCUCACAAAGCAGCCUUUCCUUAUCGUUGUACUUGGCACACCCGCACCUCUCAGAUGAACUGAGGUAUGUUUUCCUGAAAUGAGCCUCCCCAUGUUUGUUCUUGUGAUUUUUUUUUUUAAAUUUCUUUCGUUAUUGGGACAUGUAUCUCUGAAGCAUUACUGCCCCGGUUUUGACUCACUACAAUUGCAGCACGUGUUCCCUGGUUCUCCGUCUCUCCUCAGCUCUGGCUGUCCCCCUCCUCUUCUGCCCCCUAUUAACCAUGGCUCUCAUGACGUCUCUCUUGCUCGGAGGCCAACCUCGCCUGUGGCUCCCCCCUCGCCGCAGCCGACCCUCUCUUCCCCCCCCCAGCUCGAUGUACUCAGAAAACAGUUUGGGAGGCUCCGGUAGGCCGCCCAGCCCGGCACGGCUCCUCCCCCGUACGUUCCUGACAUGGGACGGGACCCCAGGCCUCUGUCUCCCGUCAGCUGUUAAAACGUCACCGCCAAAAAUAAAAAAACGGACAGAUCUGCCUUCCGUAAGGACUCUCCCAAGCUUAAGGGAGGCCCCACUGAAGACUCACUGGGCGCGACUCGCAGACGAACAGUAUGUGUGGAUACAGAAGCGAAACAGCAAAAGACAUUUGACCCCUUGCGUAUAUUUAAUUAUGUGGUGUGUAUGUGUUCACACACAGUCUUGCAAGGAACACGGCUCACUUGCGGAUUCAGUGUGGCAGAGACCACCAGCCUCAAACAUAUUGUAAAAUAAACACACUUGUAUUAUAUAUAAACUGACAAAACUCUGGGUUUACUCUCCUUUUUGUUUCAUUUUCCCGUCUCUAUAUUCUUCUAUGUAUCGGUAUUGUAGUUGUUUAUGGAAGAUGGCAAACUGUGUGUUUUGAAACAUGCCUUUUUUUACAGCU